CGAAUAUUUCAUGUCCAUUGAAUAGCAGUUCAAUAACAUUUAUGUAUAGAUUUGUAUUGAAAGUUUAAUAGCUCCUAUAAUAAUCUACUUAACGAUACGGUUUAAAAGGUUUUAUAUAGAGUCACCAAUAUGGCCGAAAAUACUGAAAGUAAGGAUGACAAUGAGGAAUGCCAAUUUUGUGACAUAGACCCUGAACUACUGAAAUGCAUCCGUAAAUCGAUUUCAAAUCCAACAAAAUACGAUAAGCUUCAAGACAUGGUUAAAUCAAUGAUUCUCCAUUCUGAAGACUGGUUAUAUCAUUACUUACCAUUACAAGUCAAGCCACAUCCGUGCUUAGCUGAAUAUUCUGUUGAGGCGAUCGGAAGUGCAAGCGAACAGUUAGCAGUAACGGAAGACAGUGAACUGGGAUAUAACGAUGAGUUAGAUUUUACGCUUGUGCUAAAAACAAUAACGGCGUCACAGGAUACCAACACAUGCAAUUUAGAAAAUAUGGCAGAGGUGUCAUUUUCAACGGAAUUUCCGGGACAUGUUUAUGUAAAAAUUCCAAAAGGCAAAACGGCAAGUAUAUGGAAUAACUUUUGUAACAUAGUUUCAAAUGAACAGGGAAGUAUAAACGAAUUCUUCAUCGCACCUGAGGCAAUUACCGAUGAGUUUUAUAUGAUGAUGUGCUAUAGAAACAGUAUUCAGAACUGGUCACGUUUAGAAAAGUAUCUAAAGCAAAAUGAUAAUAAUAAGGAAGAAAGUGCUGAUACUACAGAGAAAAACAUCGAUGAUAAGCUUUCAGAUAAAGUUGAUAACAGCUAUUACAUGUUUGCUCAAGAAGGACCUGCAGUUAAAACUACAAUAUUCUACAACAGUGACAAGAUUUCGCUGCAGUUUGAUUGUGCUAUUGCGAUACCAUGUCUUGAGUGGCCGAGUAUUGCCUCGGACUGGAUUGAGAGGAGAAGAAAUUCAGGAUGGCCGUCGAAUGCCCUUGUUCGAGAAGUAACAUCAAAUGGGUGUCUGUUGGUGCCUAAAUGCCCUACGUUGAGUCGAACACAUCUUGAAUGGAGAAUUUCUUUCUGCCUUGUGGAGAGAGAUUUAAUGAAGCAGUUAAAGGAGGAACAAAGAGUAUGUUAUAUGCUGCUCAAAGGGAUCUGGAGACAGUUUCUCAAACCGCCGUCUGGCAAAGCUUUGCAAUCAUAUCAUUUGAAAAACGUGCUUCUCUGGGAAUGUGAAAACAUUAAAAGGGAGGACUGGACAUUAGAACAUAUUACGACAAGAGUUAAAGGGCUUCUUUUGCGUCUGAAGACCUACAUAGAAGCAAGUCAUUGUCCUCACUAUAUAGUUCCAGAAAACAACCUUUUUCAGGAUAUAGAAAGUGGUAUUUUAAGUCGCACUGGUGAGCGGGUGGAGGUUUGUAUAUCCAAGGCUAAAGUUACGUGGAUUCAAAACAGUGGAUUAUUUUUACUUUCACCAGAAAAAACAAGACUUGGUAUGCGCAAAGAUAUGUUGGAUAUGUACAUUAAUUUUGUCGAAGAGAUUUGCAAGUCUUAUGCAAGUUUUGGAACAAAGGCAAGUUUUGUUGAUUUUGGAAUUUUGGACACAAUGUUUGAAAAUAUUGCACUGAAGGAAUUAUUAGGGCCUCUUGGCAUGGCUUUUAUUAUGGAAUUACUUAUGACUACAAUGAGACCAAACGAAGUCAGUCUAAUGCGAAGAUAUAUAUGUACAAGAGCAUCACCGAAACAGUUACAACAAGCAAGCGCAAAUGGUUUGCUAGAAUUCAUAUAUUGCAAUGUCAGUGGCUUAAGUGCCUUGUCAGAGCUUACUGAAAUUGUUACAAAAAUUGAAAUAUUAAAAACGCAACAAUUUCAAGAAUACGGGUUUUCCAAGUCGUAUAGCGUCGACGAAAUACUUCACAUUAUAGGACAAUAUCUCCAAGAAAGAUCAUUAAACAAUGGGACUGAAUGUGAUUACUAUUCCUUGUUUGAUUUAUUAAACAAAAUGAAACACAAACUGACUCGUGAAGAUAAUGAAGACAUUGAGGAAAACAUCGAAGAUGACUCUGAUUACGAAGUAGUAGAAGAAAUUGUAUGCGAUGGAUGUGAUAAUGAAAUUGUGGAGACCUAUCAUCAUUGCUCAGUUUGCACCGAUUUUGAUCUGUGUAGAAGCUGCUUCGCGACCAAUUAUCAACAUGACCAUGAUUUUAUCACAAUGAGUUUGUGAACAUAGCUAACGUUAAAAUUGUCUUCCAAGAAAACAACAUCCUUAGUUCAAAAGAUACAUAUUUCAAACAAUAGUACUCAUAUUGAAUUGAUUUGUAUUGUAUAUCAUUGUUUAUCUACUAAAAGAGAAUACUGUAGAAUUAGAUAUUUGUUCGUGCUUAAAAGUUAACAUUGUUAGAUUUUGGAAUAGGUUCAUGUUGUAGAGUAUUCUGUAUGCUUGUCAAGCUUGUUCAACAUAUAGGACAAUUUUAAACAAUACAAGUACUUUUACGAAUGUAUAUUUUCACUAAGACGGACAUGUUGCGAAUUCAUCGAAAAUUAAUCUCUCUCAAAAUUCUACAAUACAUAAUAUUUAUAACAUAAUAACUUUAUUAACAAAUUGCUCCAAAACUUUUAAGAAGCAGUUUUGUCUGUUGGCAAAGCAAUGACAAUUCGCAUUCAGCAGAGCUGGGUACGAAAGAACGACAUAUAACUUUAACAAUUUUUUGGAUACUUGACGGCAUUCAUAUUUUAUUGUCGCACAAUACUAAUCUUCAGUUCCGUCCAUCUAGGAAUAUACAGGAUGCUAUGUUAUUAUUUGAAGGAAAGUAGUGCCCAAGAAAAAAUAAUAAGUUAUCGCAUACAAACCUACACGCCGCAAGGGUCCGUUAGUCUGUGGUGAAUUGUAAUUUUCUGGAAUUUUUUUUCCUGUAUACAUAUAUUUUGAAAAUUUACGUUUUUAUGAAAGGUUAAAUGUCUCUUAAUAAGACUUCCGCUGGUAACUUCUUUUCGGCAUGGCGACCAUCUUGAAUUUUUAAAAUGGCUGCUGUAUUUGAAUAAGUAUGCUGUUAUAUAUUCAAUCUAGCCCCUAAUAAACCUGCUGUGAUUCUUUAAAAUAAAUAGUAUGUUUAUUCAAAUACAUGCUUAAGAUAUUCAACCUUAAAUAUAGUAAUACUCAUUUAAAGACAAUGUAUUUGUGAAUUAUGAGUAAAAGAGUGAAGAAAAUGCCCCUGCUACAAUGAAAUACCUAUUACAAUGAAAGAAAACUCGAAUAUAGAGAUGAAUUUUCUUUCCAUUAUAAAAUCAUCACUCAAAACUAGAACACUCUAAACUAUAAAUCUAAUAGUGCAGCUUUUCUAAAAGCUAACACAUGAAGUCUGCUACAAAUAAUCUAGUCCUAAAAAUUGUUUCUUUCCGGUAUCCCGAGCUACCCUAAAUUUUUGGCCCGACCCUAAAUGUUUUAUGGCCUUGAAGAUUUUGUUUCAAUUUUGUAACAAAAAGUUGCAAAACUGUGUUUUUUAUGCUUUAAACAUUACUGAUGCUCUAAAGGCAUAACCGCCUCAUUUGUAUUCAUUUUUGACACAAAAAUAAUUUCCGAAAAGUCCCACUUAGAAAAAAAACAACAAAAUACUGACCUACAUACACUAAUACUUUUAGUAAGUUACGGCAAAAACACAAUCUUUUUACGCCUUAUGGCAGUGACAUAAAUUGAGAUACCGUUGUAGAAAAUGAUAAGUUUAGGGCAACAUGAAUUAACAUUAGUAGUUUUGAAUUAUUUUAAGUAUAAUUGCAAUAUAUGACUUUGAUAAACUGUCUGCAGCAUUACACAAACAAGAAUUGGUCAUACUAUUAGCCAAAUUUCAGCAUACAAACUAGUUGGUGUAACAUGCAUACAUCUAAAUUUGGAAUAGAUAUGUCUGCCUGUAUGAAAUAUGGAGUAUUCCAUCCAACUUUUUUCUCCCGUACACACAAAGUAUCUUCAAUAACUCUUUCAUUCUUAUUGUAACUAUUAUAGUCUCAAAUAUCUGUAUGAAUUAGAAAUAUUUUGUACUUCUUA
Mercenaria mercenaria is the source of this 4020-nucleotide messenger RNA. RefSeq names its product nucleotidyltransferase MB21D2-like. The transcript is spliced from 2 exons. NCBI's taxonomy places the organism in Eukaryota, Metazoa, Mollusca, Bivalvia, Venerida, Veneridae. Gene Ontology annotation, molecular function: zinc ion binding. Bases 130 to 2205 code for a protein of 691 amino acids. The record is from RefSeq and is a predicted model, not a curated record.